Molecule: messenger RNA, 303 nt
Organism: Meloidogyne enterolobii
Lineage: Eukaryota; Metazoa; Nematoda; Chromadorea; Rhabditida; Meloidogynidae
Source: the annotation of a GenBank genome assembly
AUGUUUCCCACAAAAAUUUUAUUUCUGAAAGGGGUUAUGCCCUCGUCUUUGUUUAAAUGUUAUUUAGGAACAGGCAAUAAAUUUACUUUUCUUCAGCAAAUUAAGUUUAUUUCAACAUCUCCAUUUAAACCAAAUUUAUUUAUUUUGCGGAGGCCAAACAAUACUUUUUUCAAAAUAAAUUUUAAACAAAAUAAUGCUUAUUUUUCUUCGUCUCCAAAACAAUCUAGUUGGUUUCAACGAUUUUUAUCAAAAUUUGAAUCUGACUCAACAGCUGUUUAUUAUAUUUCAGGGUUUGUUAUUUAA